Molecule: messenger RNA, 1308 nt
Organism: Phytophthora infestans T30-4
Lineage: Eukaryota; Oomycota; Peronosporomycetes; Peronosporales; Peronosporaceae
Product: kazal-type serine protease inhibitor, putative
Exons: 2
Coding region: 1-1308 (435 amino acids)
Molecular function (GO): protein binding
Source: RefSeq, a predicted model, not a curated record
AUGGUGCUGAUGUCGGAGGUGGGGCCCCCAGAACUGCUAUGCUGGCGUCGGAUAUGGUGUCGGUGGAAGCACUCGCGCAACUGGCGUUAUGAGAACGACCGACGUAAACGCAUCAACGUCAUUGACGACACUUGCACCGUGGCUGAACUCCCCGUCAGACUUAUGAAGGUGUUCCUGCUGUUCGGAUUUCCAUGUAGUCUUGUCUCUGGGCAGAACGGGAGUCAAGAUAAUAUCAUCAGUGUUGAGCCAGUCGAUAUAGGAGUGGGCCCUGAAGCCGCGACUGCUGUGGACUGCAGCAAAGCGUUCGAGUGUGAUGCGGUCUCCCACGCUCCUGUUUGCGGAUCUGAUGGCACCACCUAUGCCAAUAGCUGCGCCUUUGCUUCGGUCUUUUGCUCUUCGGAACACGACGCAGACACUUUAUUUAUCCAAGCGCUGGGCGAAUGCCCUAACGACCUAGAGGGCACUCUAAUCGAGCCUCUGUCCGCUGAACAAAUAGAGUCAAGCCCUGAAGAAAGCGCCGACGUGGAUCUGAAGACCGUAUUCUGCUCUCUAACGUGCAAGUUGACACCUGAUCACGUCUGUGGCACGGAUGGCGUAACGUACAUCAACGACUGCCACCUCCUGUCCUCAAAAUGUGAAAAUCCACACGUGGAAAAAGCCUAUCGUGGAGACUGCGUUUCGAGCAAUGGAGACACCAAACUGAACGUCUUGGAAGUCGGUGUGAGCGUCAUCGACGCUCCGUUGACAGCUGAGAAGUGUAACCCCAUGUGUGAGCGCGUAUACGACCCAGUCUGUGGCUCCGAUGGCAUCACGUACGCCAAUCUGUGUCUCCUGGAAUACGCCGAAUGCCGAAACCCUAACGUGAAGAUGUUUGGACCUGGCAAGUGCCCUCCAAACAUGCAGGCGGUUCGAUCAGCUACCACCGUCACCAGUAACUAUAACGGAGACUCCUGUAUCCCUGAGCCGUGUCCGUACACGUUUGCCCCCGUUUGUGGCUCAGACGGCCAAACCCACGACAAUCUCUGUCUUUUCGCCAAUGCCAAAUGCCAACAACCAACGCUGACGGUGAUUCAUGAAGGAGAAUGUGACGUAGACACGCAGCUCACGUGCAAAACGUUGACCUGUCCGACGUUCACCGAGUGCAAAGAGCAAGUUGAAGCUGACAACUCUGUUGUUGCUUACUGUGCUGACGUGUGCUCGCCGGAUCGCUGUAGCGAGCGCGAAGACUGCGAGUUGGUGGACUCGGACUGCUACACGGCUCCCUGUUCUCCCAUUGCAAUGUGCGUCCCGAAAGUACAAGAGGGGUAG